GUAUGAUUUCAUGUCUUAUACGCAUUACGUUCGUUUAUUUAGGCCUCUGUAUUCGUUUUUUCUGAUCACUUAUAUAUCAAAACUCAUCACGACAACUCGGUUAGGAAAGACAAUUUGUAUUGCGCCUGUAUAACCAAACAAAUAACUUACGGGUAAAACUUCAUUUCGUGAAUGAAUGGUGUGACGGCCUUUAUACGUCGAAAAGAGACUUCAAACAUUUAUAAUAGUAUAAUUUGAAUCGUUUUUAGUGUGGGAUAAUGAGUUGGAUUUGGCUUGAACAAAUACAAGUCUAAUUAUAACAACUAUCAAGACGGGUUACGUUUGGAGACCACAUAUAUUUUUACACCUCAGCUGAUUAAACCUAGUUUGAAGAUGAUCAUUCAUAUAUAUUUGACUAUUAAGAGGUGGAAUCAAAGACAGCUCACAUGAGUCAUGAGAUAUGAUCUCUUUCGAUCUUUCAAAUAUUCCAUUUGAGUAUUAAUUGUUUCAUCGUUAAAUCAUUAAUCUGAUCGGGCUACGUGUUAUCUUGUUUCUUGCCCUUCUUCUCCAUGAUUGUUUGGACCUCGACAAAACUAAAUCAUUAUUAUUCGUACGACACACCCCUCUCUCACUGUCAAAACCGGUCUACACCGGAUGAAACAUUCGUUUUUACCUUCAAUUUUUUAUAAUUAAUAUAUAUAUAUAAAGUUUGGUGGUCCCUAAAUUAUUAUUUUUUUUCAAAUAUUAAGAUAUGUAUAUUAAAAUAUUUAUUACCCACAAAAGUACUCAUCAUGAUAUACACAUUUAUGCAAUCAGGAAUAAUUCUUAAGGCUUCGUUUUUGUUGGACUAAUGGAUAUGGCAAAACCCAUCACAUGCAUGUAUGUGCUUUGAGUUUAGACCGAGUGCAUAUAUAUCUCUUAGACAGAUUUAAAAGACAGAAAAGAUAGAUUACCCUUCAAAUAAAUGUCGAUUCUAACUAUUAAUACUCAUUCAUAUUUCUGUUAGAUAUAUUUUGUAUUUUUAUAAUAAUUAUACAUGGAGACAAGGGACAAGAAAGAGGAAGGUUUGAACCAGGGAAGUUGGGCUCUGGAGGAGUACCAAAGGCUGCACUUCUUAACGUGUCAUACUCUACCGCGACUCUAGCCAACUGUUUGGCUCUUCCUUUCUUUAUCCUUGUUCCUUUGUAAACAUUUUCAUAACCUUUUACCAAACAAAAAAAAACAUUUUCAUCUUUGUCGAAAUAAAAUCAUUUUAUAACCUCUUUGUCAAAAAAAAACAUUAUUUGAUUCACAUCUAUUAUUAUUAAAAUGACUUCCUGUUGAGGAUAUUUUUUUAUGAUAAACGAGACUAUGAAUGUUAAAUGAAGAAGCUAUGCAACAAAGUUUAUCCAUGACUCUUUGAAUUAAUUAUUUAUUAAUAGUUUUCAUAUAGCAGUAUAUGUUCAUGAUUAAAUAGCAAUAAAUAGUCAUGCUUACUUGUUAUCUUAAUCUCUAAUGUUCUUUUGGGUCAUCAGAUUCCAGAUUUUACAAGCCAUCACAGUUGGCCACUUGUAAAUUCGUUUGUCCCCAUCAUUUAUGGGUCCAUGAUAUAUAGAACAUCGAAAUAAUUAUAAAAACUAACUUCCUUAGAUAACUUGAAAAGAUAUCAAUAUUCACAUUGAAAAUAAAAUAAAUAACCUUUCUUUAUAUUUACCCAUUAUCUAAUAGCGCGAUUUUAUCUUCAAGAAAAACAGGACAUAUUGGUGAUAUAUACACGUUGGAAAACAUUUUUUUCCAGGUACAAAAUUUUACAUGAAAAAACAAACAAACCGAACACCAUGCUAUAUGACCACACAAAUUAAUUCUAUAAUAUAAAUUUACAUUCGUUUUUUGCCGAACACAUUAUAAUAAUUAAAUAGAUUGAUUUAUAAAAGGGCUCUUUCCCUUCUUACAUUUCUUGCAUUUCUCUAUUUCCUUCCUCGAAAACCGGAGUUAACACAAUGAACGGUGAUCAUGUCUCCGUCGCAGACUCCGACAAUAUGAAAUCUCCGCUCUUACCGGUCGUCCACAAUGACGAACCAAUGGAGAGAAAAACGGUGGGGCAACAUCUCCGGACAAUAUUCACGCCGAAUAAUUGUUACAUCGCUCUUGGUCCUCUUCUUUGCGCGGUGGUGUGUCUAUGCGCACGGCUCGGAGGAGAUGAUACGACGAGGGCGAGGAACAUGCUCGGCGUUCUUGUAUGGAUAUUCGAGUGGUGGUUGACGGAGGCCGUUCCGAUGCCUAUCACCUCCAUGUCACCGCUUUUCCUAUUCCCUCUCUUCGGAAUCACGGCGGCGGAUGACGUGGCAAGUUCUUACAUGGAUGACGUCAUCGCCCUAGUCCUGGGCAGCUUUAUCCUUGCUCUCGCCGUCGAACACUACAAUAUACAUCGUCGUCUCGCCCUUAACAUAACUAUGGUGUUCUGCGUGGAGCCUCUAAAUGCGCCACUGCUUCUUCUUGGCAUCUGCGCAACGACGGCGUUCGUGAGUAUGUGGAUGCACAACGUGGCGGCUACCGUCAUGAUGAUGCCAGUUGCUACAGGGAUACUUCAAAGACUGCCCUCUUCGUCGGAAAUGGUGCAUCCGGCGGUGGGGAAGUUUUGCAAGGCGGUGGUGCUCGGUGUGAUAUACUCGGCUGCAAUUGGUGGAAUGAGCACACUGACAGGAACAGGUGUGAAUCUGAUACUUGUCGGAAUGUGGAAAAGCUAUUUCCCUCAGGGUAACCCAAUCAGUUUCAGCCAAUGGUUCUUCUUCGGUUUCCCAUUAGCUUUGUGCAUAUUCUUGGUGCUUUGGGGUAUUCUAUGUGUGUUGUAUUGUCCUAAAGGAUCAGGGAAAGCUCUAUCUCCUUAUCUUCAUAAAUCUCAUCUUCGUAGAGAGCUUGAGAUGUUAGGAACAAUGAGUUUCGCUGAAAAGAUGGUUCUGUCUGUGUUUGGUGGGUUGGUUUUGUUGUGGAUGACGAGAAAUAUAACCCAAGAUAUCCCCGGCUGGGGUAGCCUCUUCCACGGCCGGGCUGGGGAUGGAACGGUGAGUGUGAUGAUGGCUACAUUGCUGUUUAUAAUCCCAAACAAAAUUAAAAAGGGAGAGAAGCUAAUGGAUUGGAAUAAAUGCAAGAAACUCCCGUGGAACAUAGUGUUAUUACUAGGAGCUGGGUUCGCUAUAGCUGAUGGAGUACGCUCCAGUGGCUUAGCUGAAGUCUUAUCCAAAGGUCUGGUGUUUCUUGAAACAGCUCCUUAUUGGGCUAUUGCUCCAACCGUUUGCCUCAUCGCUGCUACCAUCACUGAGUUCACCUCAAACAACGCAACCACUACAUUGUUGGUUCCUUUACUCAUCGAGAUUGCAAAGACAAUGCGCGUCCAUCCUCUGCUUCUGAUGGUCCCUGGUGCCAUAGGAGCUCAGUUUGCUUUCUUGCUACCCACGGGAACGCCCUCUAACGUCGUAGGGUUCACGACAGGGCAUAUUGAGAUCAAAGACAUGAUUAAGACAGGCUUGCCUCUAAAGAUCGCAGGAACCGCCUUUCUCUCUGUCUUGAUGCCAACCCUUGGGGCUUACGUUUUUGGAACAAAAGGAUGAGAUUAGUUCAAUGAGUUGAAGCACAAGACAACAGACACUAUUGAUUCAUUGUGUACUAUAUUCUUACAAUGGGGCAUCCUAUUUUAGAUAUGUCAGUCAAACCAGGAAAUUUAGAUGUGGUCAACAAACCGGCCCAUUUUUGUAACCUGCUCGACUAUAGUUUCCGGUACGAUUGUUUUCUUUUGUGCUUUUACAACGUACCGGUAAGUUUGGUCCUAUUUUUCUUGUGUAUAUAUAUAUAUAUAUUGAGAACAGUUAUUUAAAUAUAACUAUGUGCAUUGCAAAAAACUCGUAACAGUUUCUACAAACACAAUAAAGGAGAAAAGAAAACGCUCAUGCCUUGUUUACAUCAACAAUUUUAUGUCCUGCUUGCUUGUAUUACUUUUGUCUGUUACUCAUUUAUAUUCUUGAUUUGUCCUUUGCUA
Brassica rapa (field mustard) is the source of this 3991-nucleotide messenger RNA. RefSeq names its product tonoplast dicarboxylate transporter. Gene Ontology annotation, molecular function: transmembrane transporter activity. The record is from RefSeq and is a predicted model, not a curated record. NCBI's taxonomy places the organism in Eukaryota, Viridiplantae, Streptophyta, Magnoliopsida, Brassicales, Brassicaceae. Gene Ontology annotation, biological process: transmembrane transport. Gene Ontology annotation, cellular component: plasma membrane.